UCCUCCUCCUCCUCUUCCUCCUCCUCCUCCGAGAGCGCGCUCGCACGGCCGGGAGCGAGGAGCCGGCGGGAGGAUGCUGCAGACGGCGGCGGAGCCGGGCGGCUGGGCAGGCAUGAAGCGACCCCUGAGCCCAUCCCACAGCCCCGAGAGCGCAGUGCAGCUGGUGGAGGAGGCCAGCUGCCCCCCCAGCCAGCCCGAGCAGCGCCUGAAGCGGGAGAAGAAGCAGCAGUCGUUCACACUUUGCGAGGUCUGCAAUAUCCAGCUGAACUCCGCUGCCCAGGCGCAGAUCCACUACAACGGCAAGUCCCACCAGAAGCGCCUCAAGCAGCUAAACAAGGGGAAGAUGCCAGCAGCCCAAGGUCCCUCCGGACACAGCAGUCCCCUCUUAGCGUCGCUGCCCAUCCCUGGCCGUCCUCUUCAUCCUCCCUUGGACAUCAAGCACUUUCUGACCUUCAGGCUCAACGGGACAUCACCGCUCAACCUCUUCCCCAACUUCAACACGAUGGACCCGGUGCAGAAGGCAGUGAUCAGCCACACCUUCGGCGUGCCAGCCCCGCUCAAGAAGAAGCAGUUCAUCUCCUGCAACAUCUGCCACCUGCGCUUCAACUCUGCUAACCAGGCUGAAGCCCACUACAAGGGCCACAAGCACGCGCGGAGGCUGAAGGCCAUCGAGGCCAUGAAGAACAAGCAGAAGGUGGUGGGGGCUGCAGCGGGGACCCCUGGCCAGGACAGCACGGCCGACCUGGCCCCCAGCCCUGUGGGCAGUGGGGAGCUGGGCAGCACAGCUGAUGCCAGUAGCCCACAGGAGUCGGAGGGUGAGGGCAGCAGCCUGGGGCUGGUGCCCAGCACUGAGGAGUCACCUGUGGAGCUGCCGGGCACUGUUGCCCCGCUGGGCUCCCCGCCGGCCUCCGAGCUGUCAGAGGGCACCUCAGAUGCCACCAGCGUGGCCUCCUCAUCCGCCCAGGCAGCUGAGGCACAGGCAGCUGAGUCAGGCAGCAGUGUCAGCUCGGCCCCUGAGAGUGAGAAAGAGGGGAAAAAGAGCAAACAGCACCUGUACUGUCCCACCUGCAAAGUGACCGUCAACUCCCUGUCCCAGCUGGAGGCUCACAACACCGGAGCCAAGCACAAGUCAAUGCUGGAAGGUCACGGCACCCAACUGCGGCGGGGCCGGGGCAAGCUGCUCUCCCGGGCAGGGCACAAGUCCAAGCGGAUCGGGAACAAGGGCAGCAUCAACAUCCAGAACAAGGCAUUUCACUGCCAAGUGUGCGAGAUCUACGUCAACUCUGAGACCCAGCUCAAGCAGCACAUGAGCAGCCGGAGGCACAAAGACAGGCUGGCAGGGAAGCCGCCCAAGCCCAAGUACAGCCCCUACAACAAGCUGCAGAAGAAUGCUGCCCUCGCAGUGAGUAUUCUCAAGUCCAAGCUGGCUUUGCAGAAGCACCUCACCAAAACCCUGGCCACCCGUUUCCUGCCGAGCCCGCUCACCGCCGCUGCUGUCUGCGCCAUGCCUGGACCCCUUGCCUUGCGGCCGGCAGCUGCCACCACCCUGUUCCAAGCCCCGAUCCUCGGACCAGCCCUUUUCCGAACGCCGCCGGCCCACGUCCGCCCCACGCCGGGUCCCAUCGUCUUCGCCCCCUACUAGAGCUGCCGGCCCAGCGAGGGUCUGUGCACUGCAGCCGGGCUGGGCUGCGGGGGCUGCGCGCUGGGGGCAGCGCUCCCGGCACCUGCUCUCCUGGCUGGUGGGAAAAUGUAGUGGUAGACAUCAACCCCGGCUUCUCCUUUGCUUGGAGAGGGCUCCCACUGGAGAGAGGUGCCCCGACAGAGCCUGGCCAGCCCCGCCGCGCAUCCCCAGCGCUCCCCCAGCCUGUGCUGGCCCCCUGCUCAGCAGAUGAGCCCAGGCAGUGCACACAAGAGGACAGUGUCCAAAUCAGCAGGACCAUCUCAUGGCCAGAGCCUGCCUGUCCUCGGCCUGCUGGCUGGUUCUUCAUCGCCCUCCCAGUUACCAGACUGGAAGGAGAGGAGCUGGCUGGUCCCUGGGAGAAGGAGCAUCCCUGUGGUCCCUGCCAGUGCAGUGGGAAGGGAACUGCGAGGGGAAUCUCAGCCCAGCUCUUACUGGGAGAAACAACCCCAGCACAAGUGGGAAGCUGGCAGUUUCUCUCUCAGCCUGGGCUGGCUGUGCCCUUGCCAGCCCUGCACCUACCUGUGCUGGCAGGGGGUUUCUGUGCCACCCACCAGCCCCCCGUCCCCACAAUUCCCUAUAUCCCACCAGCCAAAGAGCCCCCGUGGUGGCAGGCACCGGCCACACUGACCGUAUCCUCACUCCGAGAGCAAUAGCUGACCCCAGGGCUGGUGCCUCCUCCCUCCAAAGCACACGGGCCCUGCCCUGGCCCCAGAAGCACACACGAUGGGCACAUGGCUAAGCUGGGCCCCACUCAUGCCCAGUGAGGCUGGGAGUGCCAGGCUUGUCCGGUGCUGGCUCCCCAAGGAGGUGACCCUGUGCUUGGCACCUGUCCUUGUCUCUGUCCCACUGUAGGGACAGCCCUGCCCCUACCUCCCGGGAGAUGCUGUGAGGCUGAGUGAAUGUCCCUAAAGCACUUUCAGUUCUCCAGUGAAAGGCAGCGCUGCUGCUCGCCUGCUGUGCACAGCCCUCCGAUCCCAUCCCAGUCAGGAGCUUCCAGGAGGUUACUGAUGAUUCCCGAAAUCAAAGGUGUCCUCAGCAGCCUGGACAAUCAGCUGGCAGGUGCACCCGUAGCCUGCAGAGUGCCAGGCUCUGGAGGGACCCCGAGGCCAUAGCUCUGCAUUUCACUGUGCUCAGACAGCCCAACCAUGACCUGCCUGGGACUGUCACCGCAGCGCUCUGGGUGCCCAGCACGCUGCUGUACAUAGAGAGAGUUGCAUCCCAAAUGGACCUUUCUCUGGAGGAACACCCCACCCUGAUCUAUGCAAUCCAGGGGGCAGCUCACCCACCCGCCGCAUUGGCCGCCUGCGAUUCCCUUUGGUGCUGAUGCAUCCCUGCAGCCGGAGCCGUGGUGGCAGCAGAAGAACCAACGUGACACUGAGCUCUGCCCUGUCCCUGGCCCAGGGUGCUGGUUCAGACCUCUGCUGUGACUCCCAUUCCCUCCCAGCCCUUGGGAAGAGGCAGGUUGGUGUGUGCACCUGGGAGUCCACACGCACAAGCACACAUAUCUGACGUCUUGGCCAUAAGCAGCGCCUGGAUUUCAGGAUUUUGCCCAGCGUGCUCCCACCGAUGCUCAGGAUGGGGCCUGGCACGGGAAGGUGAACAGGAAGCGGCCAAUGGGUGACUCAGAUGGCUGAAACAUAUCUGCUUCCCAUGGCUGGAGCCUGAAACAUAUCUGCUUCCCCUGGCUGGAGCCUUGGCAAGGGCAGGAAAGCUGCAGGAAGGAGCACACACCUGCAGGGUCUGUGGGCAGCACCAAGCGUGGAGCCACCACUGUGCUCCUGUCACAGAGACAGGAGAGUGAGGGAGCCCCUGGGUGGGAGUUCACCUGCUCAGGGCAUCCCUUCGCCAGGGAAGGAGAGUGGGGAGAGGGCACCAGGAGAAGAGUGAGCAGGUGUGUGUGGAGACAGUGGAAGGUCUUGCAGCAGUGGUGGGACAUGUGGCGUGGAGCGCAGCUGAGGGAAGCAAGGCUCCCAGCAGAAACGGCUUUACCAGGGAUAGGGAGAUGGUCCCACAGCCCAGGGGACACGCAGGGACCCCACAUCCCAGGGGACAGGAGCCUGUGCUGGUGGGGUCCCAGGGGACAGGAGGGACACUGUCCCUGUCCCCCAGUGCCAAGCAGCCCAUGGCUGGUGCGUCCCCAGCCACCCCUGCCCGUCUCACUGUGCCCUUCCCAGGCCCUUGGGGUCACCCCCAGUCCAGCCACCGCAGCAGGACAGUGGGUCCCCUCCUGUGCCAUGAGCCCCUGGUGCCGUGCCCAGCCCCUCAGAAGCUUGGGGAGCCAGGAGCAGCUGGGCUCCAGCCUGCAGAGCCACGUGGCACCAGCGGGCCCGUUCCCCUCCGUUGUUCCAAAAAGCCUGUGCUGGAGCCAUGGCUGCUCCUUGUCCCUCACCAGUGGAGUCCUGACGCACUCCUGUUCUCGGCACUUUAACCCUGUGAAAGCCAUUCCUUCUAGACAAUAAUACUGCAACGAGCUGCGUAAGAAACCCCCGUUAUGGCAUCCCCCAAAUCCCCUCCUGCUCUCCAAAGCAUUUACUGCCUUUGACUUAGCACAUGCUGUACUAGGAGUAGGGAUAGUCCAUAGCGCUCGGUAACGUGUGCCCCUCUGUAAAUAACCUUGGAGUGAUGUGAAAUUUGAUUCAAAACACCAGAAAAAAGAAACAAACCAAACCCAAAAUGGAAUAUCCAGACUCUAGGGACUUGGCCAGUACCCUCCUGUAAUGUUCAUUGUAUAUUUUUUUGAUGUACUAUAACUGUUGGGGAAAAAAAAAAAAAAAAGGAAAAUAUUUUGAUAACCGAAUCUCAUCGCUUUAUUGUGUUACUCGGUAAAUAAAAGGAACAAGUAUAAACACAC
Passer domesticus (house sparrow) is the source of this 4532-nucleotide messenger RNA. RefSeq names its product zinc finger protein 385C (gene ZNF385C). NCBI's taxonomy places the organism in Eukaryota, Metazoa, Chordata, Aves, Passeriformes, Passeridae. The record is from RefSeq and is a predicted model, not a curated record. Gene Ontology annotation, molecular function: zinc ion binding; nucleic acid binding. Gene Ontology annotation, cellular component: nucleus. The transcript has 9 exons. Bases 74 to 1642 code for a protein of 522 amino acids.